Molecule: messenger RNA, 1158 nt
Organism: Ascochyta rabiei
Lineage: Eukaryota; Fungi; Ascomycota; Dothideomycetes; Pleosporales; Didymellaceae
Exons: 1
Coding region: 1-1158 (385 amino acids)
Biological process (GO): protein N-linked glycosylation
Molecular function (GO): glycosyltransferase activity
Source: RefSeq, a predicted model, not a curated record
AUGGGUCUUCCUGCAGCGCUUCGUUAUAAAGUUGUUGUUUUUUGGCUUGUCUUUGUUAGCGUGUUCUUGUUCUUCGCAUACGCCCCACUGCCGGAGCGAAUAGACGCACUCCGCGAUGCCGCCGUCAAUACAGCGGCCGAUACAGUCCGCCCCUAUCGACCAAAUGGGCAGCAAUGGCAGCCCACGACACUGAAAGACAGCAACGCAAAGUAUGCAUACGCGACCUUUCUCGCUGGUAAUGCAGAGGACGCUGAGAAGGACGUUUAUUUUCUUGGCGCGCGACUUCUUGCGUACCAGCUGAUCCACGCCUCGGAAACGAGGUCAAACACCUCGAUACCGUUUAUUGUCAUGGUCACCAAAACCGUGUCCGAAGCCAAAAAAGACCGCCUUCAACGAGACGGCGCGAUUGUGGUCGUUGUCGAGGAUCUGGUCGCAGACUGGAUUGCUGGCCGUGACCCUAUCAACCCGCGCUUCAAGGAUGUCAUGACCAAGCUGCGACUGUGGGAGUUGACGCAGUUCGAUCGCAUUUGCCUCAUUGACGGUGACACUGUGCUGAUGGAGAACAUUGACGGAGUCUUUGGCGACCCUGCGGUCAACACGCGCACUACUCUAGACAAGCCCAAUGCAAUCCGGGACGACGAAGCGCCACAACCCACCGAAUACGCGUUCGCUUCCACGGCGGAACCAAGUAUGACCCUCCGUACCCCCAUACCUCGAUCUAAACUGUGCUCGGAGGAUGCUGACUCUGUGCGACAAGAAAUCAACCAUGACUUCCCACCUUCGGAGGAGAAGCAGCAAUACCAAUUCGGCCCCAACUACCUCAACAGCGGCUUCAUAGUCUUCCAGCCAUCCACCGAUAUGUUCGCAUACUACGUCUCCCUGCUCGACAAAUCCGACGGACGGUGGGGCGAAGGACUCCCCGAGCAGAACCUCCUCAACUGGGCGCACCGCCGCCCCAAAGGAAACAUGCCGUGGCAGACCCUGGAUAGGAUGUGGAACAUACACUUCCCGACUGUGCAGGACAUGGAAGCCGGUGUCAAAAGCCUUCACGAGAAGUUCUGGAAUCCCGAGCACAAGGACCUCCGGCCAUAUCUGGAGAAGUACAAGUGGAGGAUGUUGGGAUACUUUGAGGGGUUGGCGGCGCGGACCAGCGUUUAG